Messenger RNA from Cornus florida, 817 nucleotides. RefSeq names its product late embryogenesis abundant protein-like. The transcript is spliced from 2 exons. Gene Ontology annotation, biological process: response to water. The coding region runs from base 52 to 573 and encodes 173 amino acids. Lineage: Eukaryota; Viridiplantae; Streptophyta; Magnoliopsida; Cornales; Cornaceae. The record is from RefSeq and is a predicted model, not a curated record.
AACUUUCAAUUGCUUCUUAGCCCACUGUUUCUAAGUUUUUGAGGUCUGAAAAUGGCGGAUUUACGUGAUGAACAUGGCAACCCAAUCCAGCUGACCGACCAACAUGGCAACCCAGUUCAACUCACCGAUGAAUUCGGCAACCCCAUGCACCUCACUGGGGUGGCCAAGACGGCUGGGUCUGGACCGGACGUAGGUGUACCAGCCACUGGAACUUUGUCCGGUUCCCCGCUUGGUCGGACGACGGCUCCUGCGGUUCAUGGUGGUGUAACAGAGGCUGGACCUGAAAUUCAGCAGCAGCAGGAGCUUCGUCGCUCAUCUAGCAGUUCAAGCUCCUCUGGCUCGUCCGAGGAUGAUGGGCAAGGUGGGAGAAGGAAGAAGAAGGGAUUGACGCAGAAAAUAAAGGAGAAAUUAGGAGGGGGCAAGCACAAAGACAAGGACGUCGGCGAGCACGCGCCCACUGGAACCACUACAUUGAGCAGCACCACAACCGUGACUCAUUCGGCUCAUGAACAUGAGAAGAAGGGUAUGAUGGAGAAGAUCAAGGAAAAACUCCCUGGUCAUCAUAACCAUUAGACUACAAUCAUCAUCACCAUCACCAUCAUCCAUCAUCAUCGCAUAUAUAUAUAUAUAUAUAUAUAUAUAUAGUAGUUUUGUGUGCACAUCUUUGUAUUCAUGUGCUUGGUUGGUUUGAGAUGGUUAGGAGUUUUAUCAUGGGGUGUAAUAAAUUGUAGAGUGGAGUGCUUGUGACAUUCGGUUUUGGUGGUUGUGUACUGUUAAAGAGUGAAUCCAAUCAAUCAGUGUGCCCUCUUCUAGUUUA